Messenger RNA from Lolium rigidum, 1853 nucleotides. Its product is annotated as cation transporter HKT2-like. Gene Ontology annotation, molecular function: monoatomic cation transmembrane transporter activity. The coding region runs from base 26 to 1609 and encodes 527 amino acids. Lineage: Eukaryota; Viridiplantae; Streptophyta; Magnoliopsida; Poales; Poaceae. Gene Ontology annotation, cellular component: plasma membrane. The record is from RefSeq and is a predicted model, not a curated record. Gene Ontology annotation, biological process: transmembrane transport; monoatomic cation transport. The transcript has 3 exons.
AUUUGUCACACUCAUACAUAGCACCAUGGAUCAGGUGAAGAGAUUUUACCACGAUUUCUUCCAUAUCAAGAUGCAUAACUUCAGUCGCAUCAGCAGAUGCGUUGUCGACUCGGUUCUUUUCCUCUACCGAUUCGUUGCAUUGCAUGUUCAUCCAUUAUGGAUCCAACUCUCAUAUUUCAUUGCCAUUGAUAUACUCGGUUCAGUCCUCUUGAUGUCGCUGAAACCAAGCAACCCUGAGUUCAGCCCUCCUUUUAUUGACAUGCUAUACUUGUCAACUUCUGCUCUCACAGUUUCCGGCCUUAGCACCAUCAAAAUGGAGGACCUCUCAAGCUCCCAGAUUGUGGUCUUGACACUGCUCAUGCUUGUAGGAGGGGAGAUCUUUGUUUCGCUCCUAGGCCUCAUGCUCAGAGUGAAUCAUCAAGACAACCAAGAUCUUCCAAGCGUGAAGAUCAGCUCAGUUCCCGUUGAACUUGAAGCUAUAGAUGGUGAUGAUUUUCCGCUUGACGAAGCAGCUCAUUCAAAUCCACCUAAGAGUUCUGAAGAGUUUAAGAGGAGAAGGUCUGUCAAGCGCUUAGGAUAUGUGGUCUUUGGGUACUUUUCUGUGAUCCAUGUCGUGGGCUUUCUGCUGGUUCUUCUGUAUAUAACUCGUGUGCCAACUGCAAGCGCGCCACUGAACAAGAAAGGGAUCAACAUCGUGCUCUUCUCAAUGUCGAUCACCGUCGCCUCCUUUGCUAAUGCAGGGCUCGUGCCGACGAAUGAGAACAUGGUCAUCUUCUCAAAGAAUCCAGGCCUCUUGCUACUGCUCAGUGGCCAGAUUCUCGCAGGCAACACACUGUUCCCUCUUUUCCUGAGGAUGCUGGUAUGGUUCCUAGGGAGGCUGACAAAGGUGAAGGAUCUGCGGCUCAUGAUCAAGAACCCUGAGGAGAUGCAUUUUGGUAGUUUGCUUCCAAGGUUGCCAACUGUGUUUCUAUCCUCAACUGUCAUUGGCCUGGUAGCAGCUGCCGCCACAUUGUUCUGCGCUGUUGACUGGAAUUCUUCAGUGUUUGAUGGGCUCAGCUCUUAUCAGAAGACUGUCAAUGCAUUCUUCAUGGUGGUGAAUGCGAGGCACUCAGGGGAGAAUUCCAUCGACUGCUCGCUCAUGUCCCCCGCCAUUGUAGUACUAUUCAUCAUCAUGAUGUAUUUGCCAUCAACAACAACAUUUGCACCAUCCAAUGGAGAUACUAAAACCACCAAUGAGAACACGAAAGGCAGGAGAUGGUCAUUUGUGCAGAACUUCGUCUUUUCACCGCUUGGGUGUAAUGCCAUCUUUGUGAUAGUUGCCUGCAUCACUGAAAGGAGAAGGCUCAGAAACGAUCCACUCAACUUCUCCACCUUGAACAUGAUAUUCGAGGUCAUCAGCGCAUAUGCCAACGCAGGGUUAUCCACUGGUUACAGUUGUUCAAGGCUACAUCAGCUGCACCCAGAGAUCAUCUGCCAGGACAACCCAUACAGCUUUUCUGGAUGGUGGAGCGAUGGAGGAAAGUCUCUGCUGGUCUUGGUCAUGCUUUAUGGCAGACUUAAGGCCUUCAGUAUGGGCACUGGUAAAUCUUGGAAGGUGGCACACAGCUGAACAACACUACUUGCAAAAGCAUGUGUAUUGGAUCGGUAUAACCAUUGUCAGCAUACUGCCUGAAGAUUCAGGUUUCUAGUUGGAUCAUAGUAGAUAAAUAUACAUAUCUGUUCGUCCAUGUUGCACUUGCAACAGAAAACACAUUUGUUUCCACCACUCAAAUGUGCUUUGAUCUUUAUGUUAGCAGUCAAGAUCAAGAAAUCAAUGCAACUAAAGCAAUGAGCCAUCUGUCCUCAUGUUGAUG